Molecule: messenger RNA, 7280 nt
Organism: Polistes canadensis
Lineage: Eukaryota; Metazoa; Arthropoda; Insecta; Hymenoptera; Vespidae
Gene: Tomosyn
Product: syntaxin-binding protein 5
Exons: 24
Coding region: 487-4701 (1404 amino acids)
Biological process (GO): regulation of exocytosis; regulation of protein secretion
Cellular component (GO): SNARE complex; cytoplasm; plasma membrane
Molecular function (GO): GTPase activator activity; syntaxin binding; myosin II binding
Source: RefSeq, a predicted model, not a curated record
ACAGAAUAGAUAGACAAAGAGAAAGAGAGGAAGUGAGAGAAAGAAAUAGAGUGGAGGGAGAGGGGGUAGGAGGGAGAAGGAGCGAGAAAGACAAGUAGACGAAGGAAGAUAAGAGAGGGAGAAAGAGAAGUCGAGCAACGUCGCAAGAGAAAAGAUCUGUCAUCAGGAUUUUAUUCGGUCCUCUCUCUUUCUCUCUCUUUCUCUCUCUCUCUCUCUCUCCGCGUGCGUGAAUGACAAGGUAGAGAAAGAAGAAUUUUAAGAAAGGAGGAGGAGGAGGAGAAUAGGAGGAGGAAAAGAAAAACAUCGUUUUUCCUUACUAUCGUGCGAAUCCUUUUUAUUUUUAUUUCUUUUUUUUGUCCUCGGAAUAAGUCGCGAUUAAAGUUUCGGUAAAGAGUUCGUCGUGGUCGUAACGCGAAAAGAAAGACAACGCAUUGUCCGCACGUCGGCCGCACAUGUGAUCGUCCAAGGUGUCACCAUCAGCUCGAGAUGAAGAAGUUUACGAUCAAAGGGGUGCUCGACGGUUUCCGUUCGUCGAUGCCUCAACCAACUAAAUCUGAUCAGGAGAUCGUUGAAAAUCUCAGAUCCGAGCAUAUUCAAGUUAAAAAGACAUUCAGACAUGGGUUUCCACAUCAACCGACAGCCGUUGCUUUCGACCCAGUUCAAAGGCUCCUUGCGAUUGGUACUAAAUCAGGAUCCCUUAGGAUUCUGGGCAGACCAGGCGUGGACGCUCACGUAAAACACGAAGGGUGUACGGCGGUGAUGCAGUUGAAGUUCCUGAUCAACGAGGGUGCCCUUAUUUCUGCUACAACCGACGACACUCUUCAUCUAUGGAACUUUCGUCAGAAGAUACCGCAGGUAGUGCAGAGUCUGAAGUUUCAACGAGAUAGGAUAACCUGCAUCCAUCUGCCGCUUCAGAGCAAAUGGCUUUAUGUCGGUACCGAACGUGGCAAUAUUCACAUACUCCACAUCGAAACGUUCGUUCUAUCCGGAUACGUAAUUAAUUGGAACAAGGCUAUUGAAGUAUCUAGAAAGACCCAUCCUGGUGCUGUAGUACACUUGAGUGAUAAUCCUUUAGAUUUGAGCAAGAUGCUGAUCGGAUAUGAGAGUGGACAGAUAGUCCUUUGGGAUUUGAAAACGAAGAGCGCGGAUUACAGAUGUCAUAGCGACGAACCCUUGAAAUCAAUAACAUGGCAUCACGAAGGCAAACAAUUUAUGUCUAGUCACAACGAUGGUUCGCUAUUGACUUGGACGGUGCGUCAAUUAAAGCCAACAAAUGUCACGCAUCCACACGCGAAAGCUACCAAAGAGGGAGAACCGGAACCCUGUAAAUCUAUACAAAAAGUGGAAUGGAAAGUGUCAAGAUCCGGGGAGGCGUACGUCAUAUUUUCCGGUGGUCUAGCGUACGACACAACUGGAAGGACACCUAGUAUUACGGUUAUACACGGAAAAACCACGACUGUUUUAGAAAUGGAGCACAAUGUUGUAGAUUUUAUAACGCUUUGCGAUAGUCCUUGGACAAGUGAUUUCCAGGAUCCUUACGCUGUUGUGGUUUUACUACAGAACGAUCUCGUGAUCAUCGAUUUGUUAACAUCAGGAUUUCCAUGUUUCGAAAAUCCAUAUCCAAUGGACAUACACGAAUCUCCCGUAACUUGUUGCGCGUAUUUUGCCGAUUGUCCUUCGGAUUUGGUACCUGCAUUUUAUUCGGUUGGAUCCAAAUCGCAAAAGAAAACUGGAUUUAGCGAAAAAGAAUGGCCGAUCUCGGGCGGAGAAUGGAGUUCUAGUUCGAGCAGUUACAAUGAAAUUAUUAUCACAGGGCACGCGGAUGGUAGUAUAAAAUUUUGGGACGCUUCUGCCGGUACGUUACAAGUUCUUUACAAAUUGAAAACGGCGAAACUUUUUGAAAAGAGUAGAGCCAGAAGCGUUGACUCGGAGGAAGAUCCAUUGGCGAUACAACUCAUUUACCUUUGUCCUGAAAGUCGAAAGUUGGCGAUCGCUGGCUCGGGAAAAUACGUUGUAUUGUUUAAAUUUAAAAAAGCCGAAAGUAUGUCGGAAGUAGUCACAUUAGAAGUACCAUUGAGCCAAAAUCUAGCGAGAGAAACAGAAAAUUCACCGGAACAUGAUGCGCCAGCGACGGGAAAUGUUACUUCAACCGGAGAAUCUAAACACACGUCGGAAUAUAAUCAUCCGUUGAAAGUUAAAAGUGGUUUGCAAAAACGUGCUGCCGGUUUUCAAGCAACAUUGAUUUGUUUAACUAUCGCACCGAGCGGAGAACAACCUGAAAACAUAACAGCCCUCAGUUUAAAUUCAUCCUACGGAUUAAUGGCCUAUGGAAACGAGACAGGGUUAGUAAUAAUCGAUAUCGUGCAGAAAAUCACUUUGAUCGUGUUGCAUACAACAGACCUUGGUGGAAGCGGUGAUCCCUACCAACGAGUUCUACGAAGUCCCAAGCGGCAAGAUGACUCCAAGCGAGAAAACGAAGAUAAAGCGAGGAGCCCGAGUGCAGAUCAGCUAACUACUAUGUGCCUACCCACAUUGAAACAAACUCAGCCGGAAGCUACGAGGGAGAGCGAGCCAGUAUUAACGAUGCUGCUACCAGAUUCUCAUCAUCAACAGCAACAGCAACAACAGCAACAGCAACAUUCACAAUACCAGCGGGCAUCGCCACGUGAUUCGAGUUGUGCGAUUGAAAAAUUGACCGAGGAAUCGGCUAGCGAGGGCUCCUCGGCCAAAUCCCAUUUUGGAAGUUCAACAACAUCGAAUGGCGAGGAUAGCCCGAAGAAUCAUGGUUGGAAGGGUUUUCGUCUUAAACGCCAACUCAGCAAGGUCGAUCUCAAGAUAAAGAAUACAUUUGCGUCGUCCUUGGUGUCAUCUCAGAAUGGGCAGGUAGGGAACGAGAGUGCUACUCAGAAGAGUUCUUCCGUUUUUUAUUGCAACGUCAACGAGUCCUCGAGAGUCCUUUCCCCGGUCGAAAGUCUUGAGACGGAGGAGGAGGAGGAGGACGAGCAUCCCUGUGCGAAUACCUCGGGUCGCGAGAGUCCUCAAGGUUCUUCUUGUCAUCGUGAUACGAAAAACGCGGAUAGCGAAAACGAGAGACAAAACGUUGAACGUAACGAAACAGGAACAACUAACGUUACGACAACGAAUAUUACGAGUAGUAGUAGUAGUAGUAAUAGUAGUAGUACUACUACGAGUACUCUGGCGAGUACUACUACGAACACGAUGGCCGUUAGACCAUUAGAAUUGUCCUUGCACGAGAAUGAUCGAAAGCCACGAUUGAAGAGGAUAGUGAUGGGGAUACAGAGUAAGAGAGAGGGACGUCUGCUAUCCGUGCCCAAUCUGAAAUACCAGAAAACCGAUGGUACUACCGUUUGCGACCUGAGAUGCGAGGAUAACACUGCUCCCGUCGCUGACUCCUUCACCGGAAAUCUUAUAAGAAGAUUCAGCCGGAUAGACAAAUUUGACGGUUCCUUUCAACGGUCACGGAGCUCAAGCAUGUCCUCGCUUGAGAACAUCACCACGGAAACCAUUAGCUGCCUUACGUUCGCUGAUUCCUAUACGAAGAAAAGCGAUACCACCACUUUACCCACUUUAUGGGUUGGUACGUCUCUGGGAUCCAUACAAACCGUUGUAUUCAAUGCACCUGCCCCAGGCGAAAGACACGCAUAUCCUGUGGUUGUUUCUACAUGUAAUGGAUCGACGUUUAAGUUGAAGGGUUGCAUCCUAUCGAUGUCAUUUCUGGAUUGCAAUGGCGCACUUAUCCCGUAUUCUUUCGAAUCCUGGAAAGAUGAAAAUGUCGAUGGAGGAAAAGAACGUAAUAAGAACCAAGGAAAAUGCAAUAGCCGAUUAUCACCGUCCUUGAACACUCAAGUUACGACCGGGGACGGUUUCGAAGAUCGACAAUUUGUCGUUUUGACGUCUGAGAAGCAAGCUAGGGUCGUGGCUUUACCCUCACAAGAUUGCGUUUAUAGGCAACAAUUGGCGGAAACUCAUAUUGUAAUCAAGGCGGAGGUUACCACUUUGAAAGAUAACGUCUGUCUGGUAUGUUACGUUUCAAACGGUCACAUAUCUACGUAUAGUCUACCCAGUCUCAGGCCGCUAAUAGACGUCGAUUUUUUACCACUUACAGAUCUGAGUUUUCAGACUACAAAACACGGCAUUGUAGACCCCAUGUUGUCCAUAUGGGGUCAUCAACUGUUUGUUAAUGGCGAUACCGAUCAGAUUGCGAAGACUCUUUGCUUCAGUAAUCGUGGCCACGGUCUGUAUCUAUCAUCACCUGCGGAAAUACAGAAGUUUUCAAUAUCAAGCGAGUUCUGCGGAGAGUUGACCGAAAUGAUGGGAGAUUUGUUUACUGGUCACGAUAUGCCGGAACCACCUAAAGAAAGUUUCUUUAGGGGCUUGUUCGGUGGUGGUACGAGAAGUCUCGAUAGAGAAGAGUUGUUUGGUGAAUCGAGUGGUCGUGCCUCUCGUACAGUGGCUAAACACAUCCCAGGACCGAAUGCAGCAACGGAGAAUAUGAGAGAACGGGUUACCGGAAUUGCUGGUGAAGUUGCUCAGGCACAUCAUAUGGUAGUGGAGCGUGGAGAAAAAUUAUCCCAACUCGAGGAACGAACGGCUCGUAUGAUGUCAGAGGCUGAAAACUUUUCAACGUCGGCACACGGUCUGAUGCUGAAGUACAAGGAUAAGAAAUGGUACCAGCUAUGAGAGUAUAGUCUGAUACGAAUCUGGAUGCGAUUCAUAUGGACGAGUACGGAAAUAACAUGCAAGUUAGCGUUUGCGAUUUAUCCAUGAGUUAUUAUCUCUUUGAUAAGAAAGCUAAAUUAAAUAUAUUACAAGCUCCGCGUGUAUGCUCUACGGCAAGAAAGAAGCAUGUAUGCGGGGCCAAAAAGUGAGUAGAGUGAAAGUAUUCAAGGGAGAGAGAGAGAGAGAGAGAGAGAGAGAGAGAGAGAAAGAAAGAAAGAAAGAAAGAAAGAAAAGAAGGAGAAUGAGGUUGAAUAGAUAAAAAUAAAUAUGAAAGAGAGAAGUUGAAUGUGCGAAUGAAUAGAAUAUAGGGUCGAGAUGAUAGGAAAAAAGAAAGAAAUACACAAACAUAUAUACACCACACAUAUUACACGUACACACAUUCAUGAUCAUCUGUGCUGGUCACAGGUUCUAGGUACGCACACAUUAGCGAAACGAAAUAGAGCGAAUGGUAGGUAGAGUAAAGCGAUUACACAUACCGAGGUCACUUCCCAACAUCAACGACAUUGAUCAUAUUCUUUAUCCAAAAAAAAAAAAACAUUAAGAGACGUGAAAGAGGCGGUUCUAUAAGAGCUUAUAGUACGAUCGCUUAAAAAAUCAUAAAGAGGCAAUGCGAUACGAGACGAGACGACGAUCGUGCUAUACAGGAGUCAAUACGAGCAAUUAUGAAAUAAUUCGCCUUUUAAUCAAUGGUACUCGUUAAUUCAUUCGGACGUCCUGCACCAACCUAUAUCUCAUUGCACUAUGGUCUUCUGUAUUGUCUAUAAAAUGAGAAGAAAAAAGAUACCACGAGAACAAGUGGGUUCGAGAGAGAAACGAUAAUAAAACAUCGUUAUACUUAUAAUCUCGUUUUACAUAAAAAAGAAGAUAGGAGUGUUUAAUCUCGAAUAGCGGAAAGUAUUAAAGACAUAGUAGUAAAAAUUUCAGGUGCAGCGACGUUAUCCUCCGAAUGUAUUGACAAUAAAAAUGUAGUUAAUUAGUCGAACGUGCAGAGCAUUGGGUAAAAACGCGUCGAACGAUGAAGUAUAUAUUUUAUCCACGCAGUCGGGUUUAGCAGGAGAAAACGGGGCACUGCGAGACCGCGUUAACGCCGAUAAGAAUGUAUAAUUGUUAUCGAUUGUAGUUACUGCUAGACACGCUAAUGUAUAUAUAUACAAUGGAAUGAGACAAAAAUUAAGAAUACACAUACACAUAUACAACACACAACAUACACACACACACACACAAAAGUAGGAAAGAUUCUGCGUUAUAAAAGCUGUUUAUAUAUAUAUAUACAUAUAUAUAAACAUAUAUAUAUAUACGAUAUAAUGUGUUAUAAGUUACGCUACUUCAGCGUCGUUGGUGAAUUCAAAUGAAUUUGUAGUGCAUAAAUGGCACGGAAAAGGGGGAAUACUAUUAUAAUUUUAACUGUACGUAUAGACUAGAUAACAUAAAGACAAUAUGAUAGACACACGUGCGUCCCGGAUGCGUGCGCGUGCGCGCGCGCGCUUGUGCGGCUGCAAGAAAUUCAAUUGAAUUUAUCGAGAUUCUGAAUCAACGUACUGCUUCCAUAGCAAUAAUUGUAUAGUCGAUGUUAAAGGUACUAAUCACUUGCAUUAUUACUUAUAAAUGCAUCCUACAGACGAUUUACUAGAAUGCAUUCUUCGAGUUGUUUAAACUUCGUGGUAUGAUCUUUCUUGGACAAUAUACAUAUAACCAAAUCGCAUUGAAUUAAUCCCGUUAUUGUAUCGUGGGAUGUCUUCAUUAUCAAUUAUUAGUACAAAACUCGCGAACUUGGCGAGUCGUUGGAGACUUAAUAGGCGGCAUUUACGAGAAAAAAUAUAAUAAUGGAAACAUGUUAUUCGACGAUCGAGCGGCUAAUAAGAAACUUUCGGUUGUUUGAUAGGUACACUACAUUUAUGCUAUCCUACAUCUAGAGGAGUCAUUGCUCUUUGGAAAUCGGAGAUUCUGCAUGUGAGCGAUUUAAUGAUAAUAAUAUAUUAACAAACAAACAAAAUAUAACAAAUUCAUAAGUGGAAGUCUGUUUGAACGCCCGCGCUAUGGGAAUGAACGUUUCGGAUAGGCAAAAGAAAGUGUUUUUUUUCCGGACUUCUGUGAAAGUGGAAGGUCGUUUACUGCUCUAAUAGUGGAACGGUAGUUAAAUGUGCCAUAGUUAUGAAGGAAUGGAAAUAUAUAUUACCAUUUAAGUGUUUGAUAAUAUAAUAUACUCCACAACUUCCGUUGUACACUGCUAAAUAUCAUACUUUACAGAUUUCGACUACUUAUCUUACAAUUAGUCGCAUCGAAACCUGCAAAGAUGUGUUUGAAACUAAUCAUUUCUCGCGAUAUAUAAAACGUAGUUUCAGUUAUACUUAUAUGUAGCUAACUCUUCUCUACUUUUAUUUUGGUUCUUUGAAUCAUUUUCAUACACGGUGCUUGUAAUCUUCGAUUGGUAAUUAUUUAGUGGAAACAGAAAGCUGAAGAAACUGUCUGUUGUAUAUCUUCAUAUCACGAUAAAACUAUUGUCACGUACUUGAUUGAAUAAACAUUAAUUUUGCCUAUUC